Kuraishia capsulata CBS 1993 is the source of this 984-nucleotide messenger RNA. RefSeq lists its product as uncharacterized. Lineage: Eukaryota; Fungi; Ascomycota; Pichiomycetes; Pichiales; Pichiaceae. Gene Ontology annotation, cellular component: oligosaccharyltransferase complex. The coding region runs from base 1 to 984 and encodes 327 amino acids. The transcript has a single exon. The record is from RefSeq and is a predicted model, not a curated record.
AUGCGGAACUCAUGGGGAAUAUCAAUUUUGGUCUGGGCUAUUUUUGCCCAGAUGUGCUGGGCCUUAAAGUAUGAGCAGCUGGUUGCCGGUAACAAGGGCAAAAUAUCACCACUCAAGAUCACCGAUAACAACUACAUCGCCAUACUGGAGAAUCCAAAAGAGGACUUUGACCUGGUGUUGCUUGCUACUGCUACGAACCCAGAGGUUGGAUGUUUGUUAUGUCAUGAAUAUGCUCCUAUAUAUAGCAUGGUUUCGGAGUCGUUCGCGGCCAAUAGCAAGGGGAUCGAGACCGACAAGAACUUGGUGUUUGCGUAUGCUGACUUUCCAACCGCAAAGAAGCUGUUUCAAAAACUCCAGCUCAAUACCGUCCCCAAGCUAUUCUACUACAAAGCUGGAGGAGCGCCAGAUGUGACCAAGGUUGCUGCCGAAUACACGUUUAUGCAGGGUGAGAACCCCGACAACCUUGCCGGUUGGGUCCGCGAACACUCCGGGUUGGCUCCACACCUGUUUGUUCUGCAUGAAAAGAUCGACUAUUCCAACAUAGCAUUGACCAUCUCAGCGAUUGCAAUGCUCACCUUCAUCACCAUCAGGAAGUGGGCCGAGGUGACGAAGCUUUUGAAAUCCAAGCAGAUAUGGCAGGCCGGUUCUAUUAUCCUGAUCAUUCUCUUUGUUUCUGGGUAUAUGUACAAUGAGAUCAGGAACGCGCCAUUUUCUAGGCCACAAAGAGAUGGUUCUCAGGAGUAUUUUGCGAGUGGACACCAGCAACAGUAUGCUGCUGAGACCCAAUUUGUAUCUGUUGUCUAUGGGCUUUUGAUGGUGAUGACGGUUGUAGCUGUGAGCAAGGCGCCCAAAAUCAAGAAUUCCAAGGUACAAUUUGCAGUAACGGUGAUUUCAACGAUCGGGAUAUUUCUGGCAUAUAGUUAUCUGAUCCACCUCUUCCACAAGAAGAAUUCGGGGUACCCAUAUCACCUCUUGAGGUAUUGA